This is a messenger RNA of Pyricularia grisea, 3594 nucleotides long. RefSeq lists its product as uncharacterized. Lineage: Eukaryota; Fungi; Ascomycota; Sordariomycetes; Magnaporthales; Pyriculariaceae. The transcript is spliced from 2 exons. Gene Ontology annotation, cellular component: nucleus. The record is from RefSeq and is a predicted model, not a curated record. The coding region runs from base 578 to 3208 and encodes 876 amino acids. Gene Ontology annotation, molecular function: protein binding; histone H4K20 methyltransferase activity.
ACACCACUUCCUCUCCCACUUUUCAGCUCGAGCCAUCCCCUCGGUUCACAGUUUGGCAGUGCCAAAUCUGUCGUAAGCCCGGGCGCCUGUUGUCUACCCCCAGUCACUCCUUUUUAGUUGCGCAACCAGCUUCACGCUUGUGCAUGCGCUUCACUCAUCAAGGCUCUUUUGGUGCCGCGCAUUGAGGACCUUCAUUUGUGCUUGACAGUUGCACCUGUUCUUACCCCUAGACGAGUUAAUUGCCGACCGACACAUCAAUUGAAUAGCCUCGAUUCCGCGCUGCCUUUUCUGAGACCGUUCAGCUACCAUCACCAGUUUUCGUAAAGUUUCUUUUUACUUUGCAGCUGGAGUCAUCUGCGAUUGGUACUUCCGCCGCGCGGUGGAUUGCUGUGGUUCCGGCUCCUUUGCGCUCGAAACCAUCCCUUCGCCGCUAGUUUGCGCCAACGUGCAGACACCCAGUCGACCUGACUCGGUUUAAUCACUCCGCCCUCAUCUCACUUUUCUGGUUCUCAAGCUCCCCGCUGGCAUCUCGUCAUCCAAUCUCGAAUCUGGGGAGCAAAGCUGCGAAAGAGGCAUCAUGCCUCCCAAAUCUGCCAAGAAGCAACCUCUAACGUUUGCCCAAUUGGCGGCCUACGAUGAUAUACUGACAGAUGCGCUGGUCGAUCACACAUUCUACUGGACAACGAUUCCAAAGAACCGACCAUCAUAUCAUGCCUCCCGCGGAGUCAAGCAAGAUGAAGUCACCAAGAUAGUCAAGGACCAUGUGAUCCUCGAACCAAACGUCAAGCUGGCCGAGGAGAAGAUGCUGGCCACGGACGGGCUGAAACGGUUUUGCAAUGGGCUCAAGACGCCCAAGGAGAAGGACGACUUUCGCGCCCACCUGCGCCGGUACCUUUCCAUCUAUCUACCAGAUUGCCCUUUCGAAGUGAACUCGACCAACCGAUACACAAUCUUCACCCAUGAGGCCAGCGUCACCGCUCGACGUCCGAUUAGGAAGAACGAGAUCAUCAAGGCCUUGUGUGGCAUCCAGGUGGUAAUCUCGCCUGCCGAGGAGGCCGAAAUCGCCAAGCGAAAGAAGGAUUUCUCCAUCGUCAUCAGCUCGCGCAGCAAGAGCACCAGUCUGUUCAUGGGUCCUGCGCGAUUCGCCAACCAUGACUGUGGCGCCAACGCUAGGUUGAAGACGGCUGACCAGUCCAUCAUGGAGGUUCAGGCACUUCGAAACAUUGAGGUUGGCGAAGAGAUAACGGUCACGUACGGGGAUAAUUACUUUGGAGAGGACAAUUGCGAAUGUCUGUGCAGGACGUGCGAACUGAGCAGGGUGAACGGUUGGGCCGGUGACGAGGGAGAUGGUGGCUUUGAAAAGAGCAUCGAGGGAGAUCAGGGCACUCCCGCGGGAUAUUCAUUGCGGCGGAGAAGGCGCGACGGCAGCACCAGCCGCGCAAUGUCUAGGGAUUCAUCCGUCACGCCCGAUCUGCGACCUCGAAUUCGGAAGACACGGUCCAAGGCGCAGCUGAAUACCUUGGACAGGGCUUCGACGGUUGAUUCGGAGGCGUCUGGAAACCUGACAGGGAAACGGAAACGCGAACUGGACACACUGGCUAGUCCACCAUUCACGCCUGCGAAGAGACAAAAGAUCGCGAGUGGACUCUCUGAGAUGAUCACGGCGGAUUUGCUACCUCCUGCGAGUAUGAGUACUCCGCCGGAGAGCUCGGUCGGGCAGCUUAGCAGGCAGUCAUCCGUGUUCGAGAGCGGAACGUCGGAACGACUUGUUGAGUCGUCCGAUGUCACAACACCAGAGCAUGAUAGCUCUGAUUCGAGCACACCCCCUCCAAAGUCAAAUUUGGAAGAGGCUGGUACGCAGCAAGUAGCCACAGACUUGGCAGCACCCACAAAUGGUAGCCAUGGGCUUGUACGAAAGCCUUCGUUGAAGGAUAUCUCCUGUGCAGGGGUCAGCACCACCACUCCAAGUUCGUCGCGGGCGGUGGAGCUUUAUUCGCCAUCAGAUGUGAUGCUCAUGCCACAGUCGAGACCGAGCACUCGUGAAAAUGUGUCCGGGACUCAAGUUCCCCAAGAAUCUGCCGACACAACUGUAAUAAAGGCUGAAGUGUCGGAAACCAGUACCAUAACAGUCAUCAACAGUGUCGAAGCUGAUCCUACUUCAGUCAUUCCUGGUGAGGUAGCACAAACAGCGAGCAAAAUUGACUCGUCUUCCGAAUCAGACACUAAAUCACAAUCCUCCAAAACCGCCAGUCCAUGCGAUACGACUUUGGACAGCGGCGUAAUUUCCAGGUCCAAGAAGGCCGAGGAAGAGGAUGACGACCAACCUUCUCAACAAGGACAAAGCAAGAAACGUACACCAGGCGACUACACACUGACACCCGUCCUUUUGUCUGAGCCAAUGACGGCUUGGGUGCACUGUUCCAACUGCGCGACGGCUUUUGUACAGCGCGAUGCGUAUUACACGCGGGCAAACUGUCCACGCUGCGAGCGCCACAGUAUUCUGUACGGCUACGUGUGGCCCAAGACUGAGCCUGAAGGGUCUGACGAUGAUGAGGAGCGUGUUCUCGACCAUCGAACAGUACAUCGUUUCUUGGACCCCGAGGACGAAGCCAAGGUCCGGGGGAGAAAGCUUAGUGCGUGGCUUGUCAACAAGAAACUCGCCGAGGCCAAAGCGGCCGAGGCUGCUGAGGCUGCAAAGAACAAGAAGAAUCAGAAGAAGCAGCCGGCAAAGGUUGUUAAGAAGGUGGUGUCCAAGACAACAACGACCACUGGGACAAAGAUCAAGAAUGUGGCAUCAAAGGCUUCUGUGUUUGGCAGGGUCACCAAGGCUCGUUUCGGCGUCUCAGAAGGCCCCAAGGCUGGCAAGACGAGUCCUGGAACUCUCUCAAAGAAAACAGCCAAUCCCGAAGUCGACAAUGGAGAGGCUUUCGGGGAUUCCAUCACAUCAUCAGCCUCGUCUGCCGCGGACAAAGCCGACUGUACGACACAGGUGUCUCUAGCACAACAGCUCGGGGCUUACACCGAUAGUAAGUUUGGUCUUGAUGUCGAAGAGGGGCUUGACCAGGCAGAGCUCAACGAGUCUUCAGUCCUUCAGCAGAGGCGACCAUCGUUGGAUUCUACUGGCAACAGGCGGCGCAGCGGCCGGGCGUGUAAGGCUUCAGCCAAGGCCACUGCUGCUGCUGCUGCCGUUACUGUCGGGUCCGAUUGAGUUACUGUGUUCUUGGGGUGCCCUCAUAGUUGGGCUGGUAAUGGUUUGCAAAGUAGGAGUAAGGGGAUCAUUUCAUCCACAUGGCUGUGUGUGUGCGUGUAUUCUAGCGUUAGCGUUUCGAUUUUUCAAUGGUUUUUGGUUGUUUCAUUACAGCAUAAUUUUUUUCAGGUGGUUCGUCAGAAGGAUGGGUUUUCAUGUCAGUGAAGUCGGACGGGCUAGUCUAGUGGUGCAUUCUGAGGUGAAGAAGUGAUGGAUGGUUAAUGUGACGCUGCGCUUUAGGCGGAUUAAAUUUGCUGCAUCAUCACGGACUGGAAUCACUAUGGGGGUUGGACUUAUUUACCACUUCUAGGAACGUCAUUUGAUAAUAACAAGACUCUGAUUUGGAA